UGCAAAAGCGUAUAUAUAUGGUUGCAACGAAAAUAUGCAGCAUGCGUUGUAGUAAGGGUGAACAGGAAACAUCUAAUAUUUCAAGAGCUACGAGCUUAAAGAUGGUUAGUAAAAAGUUUUCUCUUCUAGUAAUAGCUAUUCUGCUGUCAUCCAUCUCAGAAAGUCUUUCUGGUCGCCAUGUUGCUGUUUGCAUCCAGAACUGUGCCCAAUGCAAGCGUACAUUUGGACCAUUCUUUGAAGGUCAAAGAUGCGCGGAGUGGUGCAUUCGAGUUCAAGGCUCCAGCUUACCAGACUGCUCUGAGCUGGAUUCUAUUGCCGAAUUUCUUACAAAGUUGGAAUAAAUCAAAAAGCAAAACUGCUUACUGCUUUUAGAAUCAU
Uloborus diversus is the source of this 378-nucleotide messenger RNA. RefSeq names its product eclosion hormone-like. The transcript has 2 exons. Gene Ontology annotation, biological process: neuropeptide signaling pathway; ecdysis, chitin-based cuticle. Bases 18 to 341 code for a protein of 107 amino acids. The record is from RefSeq and is a predicted model, not a curated record. NCBI's taxonomy places the organism in Eukaryota, Metazoa, Arthropoda, Arachnida, Araneae, Uloboridae. Gene Ontology annotation, molecular function: ecdysis-triggering hormone activity.